AUGCACACCCCCUUCAAGCUCGUCCUCGCAGCCCUCGCAGCCAGCGCAUCAUCAGCAAUGUUCCUGCCCCCGCAGCUCUCCGCAACCAUCAUCUCCCCCUCGGACAACAUCAGCACCCGCUGGCCCAUCAACACGACCUGGCCCGGCGGCAUGCCCUGGAGCUUCGAGUUCCACGAGCCCGGCCCGCCCUUCGGCGUCCCCAUCUCCAUCCCGGCCUUCAUCCCCGCCGGGCCCGUCACCCCGCCCGCGACCCCGCGCCCGGCCCCCACCUCCUCGUACACCUUCGCCCGGCCCUUCGGCUGGACUGCCCGCCACCGCGCCGGCGGCGGCACCACAACCACCCUCGCGACCGCCGUCGUCGCCGUCCGCGGAGACGCCAGGUCGCCGCCGCCAACGGAGGCCGCGCAUCUGCCCCCCCUGCCGCGGGCGAGAGGUCGUGCUCGGCGUGAGCGACGGGCGCGGGUGCUGUGGAACGCUUGA
Messenger RNA from Phialemonium atrogriseum, 480 nucleotides. RefSeq lists its product as uncharacterized. The record is from RefSeq and is a predicted model, not a curated record. The coding region runs from base 1 to 480 and encodes 159 amino acids. The transcript has a single exon. Lineage: Eukaryota; Fungi; Ascomycota; Sordariomycetes; Cephalothecales; Cephalothecaceae.